AUGGCCCAUUUGCAGCAUCACUCGCCCAAAGUCCGGCGUGACGCUCUGCAUGGGCUGCUGGAGCUGUGCCGAAACCAUCCGGGCGUCUUGAACGUGAACCUGGCGCAGAUCUUGGACUCGAUUGCGCUUUGCGCCACGGACGGCAGCCCGGACGUGCGAGCAGCGAACCGGAGCUUUCAAGGCUUUUUGCUAGAGGCAAUGCCAGGCGAGGCACUGGCGGCCUUCGGCUCCAAGCUGGCGCUGCAGGUGCGCGGAGCCUUGUCCCACGUCAGUGGCGAAGUCAGGGAAGACGGGCUGAAGCUCUUGGAGCUCUACUUGUCCCGCCUUGGCACGAAGCAAGUGCUGUCGCCCAGUGAAGCGAGCCGCCUCAUAGGGACCCUUUGCAAGCUCCACAAGCACGUCGAGUUGGUCCUGCCUUGUUUGCUGCAACUCUCCAGCCACACGGCGCCCGCGCUUGCCGGGUCGACGCCCGAUCUCCAAGUCUCCUUGCAGGAUGUCUUGGACGGGAAGCUGCAGCAAGAGCUUUGCGAGGACGGGCGUCGACUGGCAGAGCUGACUGGUCGGGACUUGUGA
This is a messenger RNA of Durusdinium trenchii, 573 nucleotides long. Lineage: Eukaryota; Dinophyceae; Suessiales; Symbiodiniaceae. The record is from the annotation of a GenBank genome assembly.